AUGAUUUUAACAUGGGAUUUUGGAACAUGGGAACCUCACCGUAUAAUCAUCAUCUGCUUCUUCUUCUUCUUCUUCCUUUUCAGUGCUCCCUUCGUUGAAAUCGCGGCUGUCACGGAUCCUGAUCACAUAUCGAUCAACUGCGGCGGAGGUGCGGCGGCGGCGACAGCACUCGGCGGCAGAGAAUGGCUCGAAGACGCCGCAGUAGAAGGAUCGUCGAGAUCUUCCGCCGCGCUAGCUGGAUUGGAUCCAGUUCCGUACAAGACCGCGCGCCUCUCCCGCUCCCCAUUUUCCUACUCAUUAGCCCUAACUCCCGGCCAGAAAAUCAUCCGUCUCCACUUCAAUCCCGCCGACUACGACGGUUUCCCUAGCUUCGGCGACCUUUUCACCGUCGAAGCUGGGCCCUACACUCUCCUCUCCAAUUUCAGUGCUUCAAUAACCGCUCUUGCUCUCUCUCUCACUAUUCUCACUAAGGAGUUCUGCAUCAUCCUGCAGCAACACCAACACCUCAACAUCCUUUUCUCUCCUGAAACUAGCCAAUCCAAAUACAACUACGCUUUCGUCAAUGGGAUUGAGAUCAUAUCAGUCCCCUCCGCCAUUGCCUACUGCCACGGCGGGGACAGAGGAAUCCGCGUCGUGGGGCAGAAUUAUAUCGUGCAUCUCGACAACAACACUGCCCUUGAGAUCGUUCAUCGCCAGAACGUAAAAUGGGGAUCCGAUGAUGGCAUGUUCAGGAUAUUGGAAUCAUCUCUACGGCGAAAGCCAUCAAGGAUAUGGAGAGUGAGUGUUGAUGUGGGGUUUAGGUACAUGAUGAGGCUUCAUUUGUGCGAGCUCGGCCUCAAAAUGCACGACGAUUUCAUCCUUUGUAUCGAUGGCGUGGUUGCUUUCACUAGUCCUGAUGAUAUAGUUUUGCUCCAUCAUAGCUACAACUAUAUGGUGAUGGUGGAAGGUCAGAAACGCGAGGGGAAGAGAAACAUCUCCGUUUCUCUCCACUCUCGCCAUGAAUUCUUGGAUAAGCAUAGCCCCUUUGAAGGAUUUGAAGUCUUCAAGUUAAGCAACCAUGACAUGAGUCUUGCUAGUCCCAAUCCUCCUAUCCCUUCAAAACCUCACCAUGCUGUUGCUAGUGUGCCAUCCAGUGUUACUAAGACAGUUGUUGUCGUCGUCUUACUUUGUCUCUCAAACGUCGUCUUCCAUCUGCUGCAGGGUGGCAAACCACCGGACAGGGCGAAUCAGUUCUGUCGUUGCUUCUCACUAGCUGAGAUCAAAGUAGCAACGAAGAGCUUCCACGAAGGGAAUGUGGUGGGAAGAGGUGGAUUUGGUUUCGUGUACAGAGGGUUCAUGGAUAAUGGGAGAGAGAUGGUAGCCGUGAAGAGAUUAAAGCCGGGCUCAAAUCAAGGGGAGCGUGAGUUCUUGACAGAGAUCGAGACACUUGAUAAACUUCGACAUGGGAAUCUAGUUUCCCUGAUUGGAUACUGCAAGGAGAAAAAUGAAAUGAUUCUUGUUUACGAAUUCAUGCCAAAUGGCACUCUGGCUGACCAUCUCUACAAGAAGAACAAUCGCUUACAGCCCCUCUCGUGGGAGCAGCGCCUUAAGAUAUGCAUUGGAGUAGGCCGGGGGAUAGACUAUCUCCACACUGGGCGAGGCAUCAUACACCGCGAUGUGAAGUCCUCAAACAUCCUCUUGGAUGAAAUGCUUGUGGCUAAAGUGUCAGAUUUCGGGCUAGCUAAGCCUGCAACGGGCGGGAGCCAGGGGCAGAGCACGCUAGUGAAAGGCACGCGGGGAUAUCUGGACCCGAAAUACGGUGGCACUCAUAGAGUGACACAGAAGAGUGACACCUACUCUUUUGGUGUGGUGUUGCUGGAAGUACUGAGCGAGAGAGCUGCAGCGGAUGGGGUGGCGACGUGGGCUAAAGAGAGGAUCGGAAAAGGGGAAGUUGAUGAGAUUGUGGCUCCGAGUUUGAGAGGGGAGAUAUCAGCAGAUAGUUUGGAUACAUUUGUGGGAGUUGCGGAGAGAUGUGUGGCUGAUGAACCAAAGGAACGGCCGGAGAUGACGGAGAUCAUCAUACAGCUUGAGCUUGCACUUGUGCAGCAGCAGGGAGAUGGUGUGUCUUCAUUAACUCAGGAGAUUAGUGUUGGAGUUGAUCAGUUGUUGUCAGCUAGUAAUGAGAUGAUAAUGAUGAAUUCAAGAAAAAAGCCAUAUAAAGUUUGGUGGACAGUUUGGAAGAGUUUUUGGAAGAUUAGGAAGCCAUCUUCCUGCAAAACACACUUGGUUGGCAUCUCAGCAUCAUCAAGUUUGCAUUGCAUGGAGAGGGAUGGUAUACAGAUUUGAUUGCUGCCCAAUGUAAGUCUCUCAAAUAAAGAGCAACAUAUAUAUAUACAAUAAGUGGUUGCUAAAUUUGGAGAUUGGGUGUUGUAGUUGAUACAUGUAUCAUAUUGACAUUUUCUCUAUUAUCUUUAAUGCUGUUAUGUUAUAGCUGGAUACUUUUUGGUGAAGGUACAAAACCCAAAUAUAAAAUUUUAUGUACAUAUAUAUUUGUCUGUGUUGUAAAGAAAUGGGUGGUUUGCGGUU
This is a messenger RNA of Salvia splendens (bonfire salvia), 2565 nucleotides long. RefSeq names its product receptor-like protein kinase FERONIA. NCBI's taxonomy places the organism in Eukaryota, Viridiplantae, Streptophyta, Magnoliopsida, Lamiales, Lamiaceae. Gene Ontology annotation, molecular function: transmembrane receptor protein tyrosine kinase activity; ATP binding. Gene Ontology annotation, cellular component: plasma membrane; plasmodesma. The coding region runs from base 1 to 2325 and encodes 774 amino acids. The transcript is spliced from 2 exons. The record is from RefSeq and is a predicted model, not a curated record. Gene Ontology annotation, biological process: protein autophosphorylation.